Molecule: messenger RNA, 666 nt
Organism: Cornus florida
Lineage: Eukaryota; Viridiplantae; Streptophyta; Magnoliopsida; Cornales; Cornaceae
Product: FCS-Like Zinc finger 6
Exons: 2
Coding region: 76-465 (129 amino acids)
Source: RefSeq, a predicted model, not a curated record
UCCACCAUCCAUUUCCACUUCCCCCAAACACGCAUAAGCACACUCUCUCCAUUUCCUCUUUGGUUGGAAGAGGAUAUGCUGCUAAGGAGAACAUCUAGUGUGUCGGGUAUGAACGUGGAAGGGUUACUACCGUGCGAUUCGCAGAAGAAUCCGGUGAUGAAGGAUCAGGAUACGUUGGCGGUCCCACAAGGCCCUGCCGAACAGGGGCCGAGUUGGUACGAUCACCGUCCGAUGGCGACGGUUUCACCCAGGUACCAUGGAAGGACUAGUGCAGGCGAUCAUACCCAUACAGAGACUAGUACCACUACUACGGCUCAUUUCUUGAGGACUUGUGGCCUCUGUAAGCGCCGUUUGGCUACGGGCCGUGAUAUCUAUAUGUACAGGGGUGAUACAGCAUUUUGUAGUCUAGAGUGCAGAGAACAACAGAUGAAGCUUGAUGAGAGAAAAGAGAAGCGCCCAGGCUGAGUCAAUCAGGGCCGUCCAUCACCACCUAUUUAAUAACUUAAUGGUCUUAUGAGAUCAUUAUUACUUAGUAUAAUAUUAUUAUUGUGCAUAAAUGUAUUAUAAAUGCAAGUGCGGUUAUAUCGUUUGCAUGCAAAUUAAUGGCCCCAAUUAAAUUAAAGCUAGCUCUCAAUAUAAACUUUUCGUGUGUUUACUGUUUUUCAA